Molecule: messenger RNA, 1866 nt
Organism: Ziziphus jujuba (common jujube)
Lineage: Eukaryota; Viridiplantae; Streptophyta; Magnoliopsida; Rosales; Rhamnaceae
Product: endoglucanase 25
Exons: 6
Coding region: 1-1866 (621 amino acids)
Biological process (GO): carbohydrate metabolic process
Molecular function (GO): hydrolase activity, hydrolyzing O-glycosyl compounds
Source: RefSeq, a predicted model, not a curated record
AUGGUGUCCCCUGUAGGUUCUGCAUCAUAUAUUGAGACAAAUUCCCCUGUAAAGUAUGUUCACACAAUUUCAGAGGCAGGUCGUCUUCUUCCUUCUUCAAGUCAAUGGAACUCAAUAGAACUUGAAUUCGGUCUUUUCCCACAGGCUUCCUCAGAUUAUGGUUCACUUCCUUCUCGCUACUCAAAGUCAUUCCAAUAUGAGCUCAUUGUCACUGAUAAGCAGUACUUCAAACGUUUUCUUUACAUAUUAGGUUCAUCGGUUAUUCUUAUUAUCGCACUGGUUUUGCUUGUUGUCUUUUUGCCUCAAAAACAUCAUAAACAUGGUGAUAAUAAGAAUUUGACACUCGCUGUAAACCAAGCUCUGACUUUUUAUGAUGCUCAAAAGUCUGGUAUUUAUCCAAAGAACAGUCCGGUGAAAUUCCGAGGAGAUUCGGGAUUGCGAGAUGGGAAUUCGAGCAAUGCUAAUCCACCUGUUGAUCUUGUGGGAGGUUUUUAUGACUCUGGAAACAACAUGAAGUUCACUUUCCCUACAGCUUAUACCAUAACUUUGUUGAGUUGGACUGUGAUCGAAUAUCACCAGAAAUAUGAUGAUAUUCAUGAGCUUGCUCAUGUCAAGGACAUCAUCAAAUGGGGUACUGAAUAUUUGCUCAAAGUUUUUGUUCCUCCUAUGGAUGCAACUUCCGGCAGAACCAUAUUAUAUUCUCAGGUUGGAGUUGCCAGCAAUAAAAGUGCGGCUUCUAAUGAUAUGAAGUGCUGGCAAAGACCUGAAGACAUGGAUUAUGACAGACCUGUUUCUGUUUGUGACGGCUCGGCUUCGGAUCUAGCAGGGGAAAUUGUUGCUGCAUUAUCAGCAGCAUCAAUGGUUUUUAAGGAAGAUGAUGUCUAUUCAAGGAAAUUAGUUAAAGCAGCUGAGAAGUUAUUUGAGGUUGCAUGGAAUGAAGACCCACAUAGGCAAGGAACAUAUACCAGGUUGGAUGAUGCAUGUGGAGGAGAAUCAAGAACAUUUUAUAACUCAUCUGGGCAUAUAGAUGAGCUGGUUUGGGGAGGAACUUGGUUGUCUUUUGCUACUGGGAAUCUUACUUAUCUUGAUUAUGCAACCAAGAAUUUUGAUUCAGCCAAAAACAAUGUAACAAGUUUUGAUAGUGGGGUCUUUUAUUGGAACAACAAGCUCACUGCUAUUGCUGUUUUGUUUACGCGUCUCAGAUUCUUUUAUGAUCUUGGCUAUCCAUUUGAAGAUGCUCUUGCUCAGUCCUCGGAUAUGAUUGACUCCCUAAUGUGUUCUUAUCUUGGUCAAAAUUUUGACAUGACUCCAGGUGGAUUGAUCAUCCAAAGACCUGAAAAUGGAGCACCACUUCAGUUUGCUGCAACAGCUUCUUUCCUAAGUAAAUUGUACAGUGAUUAUCUUGAAGUUCUAUUGAGAUCAGGUGGGAGAUGCAGCAGUAUUGGUGCUUUUACUGUAGAAAAGUUGAGGGAAUUCUCCAAAUCCCAGGUGAAUUACAUUUUGGGAGAUAAUCCAAUGAAGAUGAGCUACAUGGUAGGGUUUGGGGACAAGUAUCCAAACCAAGUUCACCAUAGGAGUGCAUCAAUUCCUUGGGAUGGUAAACACUAUUCCUGUGAAAAAGGAGAAAAAUGGUUGAAAUCUAAAGAACCAAAUCCAAAUGUUGUGGUUGGGGCCAUGGUAGGAGGACCAAACCAGUUUGACAAUUUCACUGAUGAAAGGGAAAGACCAUUGUUCACUGAGCCUAGCAUUUCAAGCAAUGCUGGUUUGGUUGCAGCACUCAUUGCACUUCAUCAUCCUCCUCGCCAUAAUUCUGGCAAUAAGUUGGGUUUAGACCAGACCAGUCUCUUUGAAAAUAUCCGGCUUUAA